Molecule: messenger RNA, 1418 nt
Organism: Lontra canadensis (Northern American river otter)
Lineage: Eukaryota; Metazoa; Chordata; Mammalia; Carnivora; Mustelidae
Product: cytokine receptor common subunit gamma-like
Exons: 5
Coding region: 107-898 (263 amino acids)
Biological process (GO): cytokine-mediated signaling pathway
Cellular component (GO): membrane; external side of plasma membrane
Molecular function (GO): protein binding; cytokine receptor activity
Source: RefSeq, a predicted model, not a curated record
UUCCACCGGAAGCUAUGACAGAAGGAAAUGUGUGGGUGGGGAGGGGUAAUGGGUGAGGGGCCCAGGUUCCUGACAGUCUACACCCAGGGAACGAAGAGCAAGCGCCAUGUUGAAGCCACCAUUGCCACUCAGAUUCUUCUUAUUCCUGCAGCUGCCUCUGCUGGGGGUGGGGCUGAACCCAACGGUCCCCAUGCCCAAUGGGAAUGAAGACGUCGCAGCUGGUUUCUUCCCGACUGCUACACCUCCUAGGACCCUCAGCGUUUCCACCCUGCCCCUCCCAGAGGUCCAGUGUUUUGUGUUCAAUGUUGAGUACAUGAAUUGCACUUGGAACAGCAGCUCUGAGCCCCAGCCCAGCAACCUGACUCUGCACUACUGGUACAAGAACUCCAAUGAUGAUAAAGUCCAGGAGUGUGGCCACUAUCUGUUCUCUGGAGGGACCACUGCUGGCUGUUGGCUGCAAAAGGAGGAGAUCCAUCUCUAUGAAACAUUUGUGGUCCAGCUCCAGGACCCACAGGAACCCAGGAGACAGUCCAUUCGGACACUAAAACUGCAGAAUCUGGUGAUCCCCUGGGCCCCAGAGAACCUGACCCUUCGCAACCUGAGUGAAUCCCAGCUAGAACUGAGCUGGAGCAACAGACACUUGGACCACUGUCUGGAGCACCUGGUGCAGUACCGGAGUGACUGGGACCGCAGCUGGACUGAACAAUCGGUGGACCACCGAAAUAGCUUCUCUCUGCCUAGCGUGGAUGGGCAGAAAUUCUACACGUUCCGUGUCCGGAGCCGCUAUAAUCCGCUCUGCGGAAGCGCUCAGCGUUGGAGUGAAUGGAGCCGCCCAGUCCACUGGGGCAGCAACACUUCCAAGGGUAAAAUGGGCCUAAGGCCUCACUGUGACCCAUGAGCCCAGCACCCCAACCCUUUCUAGCAUCGCUCUCUUUUGCUGUACCUCUUGACCCCUAAGCCCCCAGAUUUGGUGGCCUGUCUCCCCUCACUGUUCAACCUUAACCCCCAGGUCGCAGGUUUUUUUUCUGUGUAGGGUUGGGUCACUAUGUUGUUAGAGUUGGGGGGGUUGUUGUCAAGAAGGAGGCAGAGAAGAUAUAGAAUGUUUAAGAUUCCCCUACAGCAUUCCUGGAAAGCCUGCGUGGUAAAGAUGGCUUUGGAGCCAGACCAAUAUAAGGUUUUAAACCUGGCUCUGCUUGUUACUCCCUCUUUGACCUCGGGCACAUCACUAACCUCUUUGAUUCUGUUUUCUCAUCUGUAAAAUGGAGAUAAUGAUUGUUACCCCCACCCCCAACCCCAGUCUCAAGAGCUGUGAGGAUUAAGGAUAUGGAAAGUGUCUAGCACUGUGCCUGGCACCAAAGUUGGGACACUACAGACAUAAGGGCUCUUUCUCUUUCUCCUCCUCCUCCAUCAUCAUCAUC